Thunnus maccoyii (southern bluefin tuna) is the source of this 3394-nucleotide messenger RNA. RefSeq names its product Rho guanine nucleotide exchange factor (GEF) 25b (gene arhgef25b). Gene Ontology annotation, biological process: axon guidance. Gene Ontology annotation, molecular function: guanyl-nucleotide exchange factor activity. Gene Ontology annotation, cellular component: plasma membrane; cytoplasm. NCBI's taxonomy places the organism in Eukaryota, Metazoa, Chordata, Actinopteri, Scombriformes, Scombridae. The transcript is spliced from 18 exons. The record is from RefSeq and is a predicted model, not a curated record. The coding region runs from base 432 to 2456 and encodes 674 amino acids.
GAGACUCAUCUUCAUCAUCAGGGCCUGAACCCAAGUGGGGGUCCUCCGCUGCAGUUGCCAUCCUCCAGUUGAAACUCCAGCUUUAGGAAUGGUCACUGGGCUGAAAUUAGCCUGUGGGACGUGGCUGGACCUGUCUUGACAGAUUGACCCCCUCUUGACCAGAGGAGCCUGAGGAGAGAUCCCACUGCAAUUGAACAGCUGUCCUCAUCUGCCCAGAGAAGAAAAGGAUCGGGUGCAAAGCAUAGACUCUCAGGCAGGAUGGUAGAAAACUUUAUCUGACGCCUUUUAACUUUUUCUCUCUCUGUUAAUUGAAUAAAAAAACAACAACAAAAGGAUCAGGAACAGAUUCUUAAAUAGGGAGAAAAGAGUGAGACAGAAUUUAAGGUGAAGAAAAAGGAGCCACAUUGGGAUCAUUUCAAGAGCAACGGAAGAUGAAGACUUUGGCAAAAGUGCAAGAGAGGACUGGACAACUUCUAGGAUACAGGGUUGAUAAAAUUUCAGACACCAGCAAGGAUAAACUGUUGGCGGAUGAGAACAAUCAGGACAUCAGGAUGGAGUUAAACUGGGCCAGGAAGUCCAGUGUGGCCACAGGAUACAAAGCAGAGUCGUACUCAGCGGCGGGCAGUGACGGCAGUAUUACCCCAUCAGUGGGCUCUGUGCCCCAUCAGGCCUCAGGCAACUCCAGCCCCUGCUCACACACCUCGUCUGGAGGAUCACGGCACCCGGUCAGUGCCCUGAAGAAAUGGCUCACCAAUCCUGUCCGCAAGCUCAGCUCUGAUGCCAGAGGAGGAGCGGGGAAAGCAGAGAAGCAGAUGUGCAGGUCAGAUGGGAGGCAGCCGCCAUCGCUCCUUUCCCAUGGCGAAGCUCAACCAAGGUCCCUGGAACAGCACGACAACUACACCAUCCUCCCCUCUGAAGACCGAGACACAGUGAGCGUGUGUAAAGACAGUGUGUUGAGCCCAGCAUCUCCUCCUGCACAGCCCUCCGGUCAGAGCCACUUAUCUGAUGUCCUGCAAGGCAGAGACACACAGAGUCUAAGCCACAAAUCCAGCAUCAACACUCUCCAAGGUGACGACAGCUGUACUGUGACUGAUGAUUCAGGGAGUCAGUGGUCUGCUAUAGUGGACAGCGAGGAGGAGAGAAACAUGGCCUUAGAGAAGAGCAUAUAUGUGCUGACAGAGCUAAUAGAGACUGAAAGGUUGUAUGUGGAAGAUCUUGGACUCAUAGUGCAGGGCUACAUGGCGUCUAUGACCAAUCAGGGAGUUCCAGAGGAUAUGAAGGGGAAGGACAGGAUUGUGUUUGGAAACAUCCACCAGAUCUAUGACUGGCAUAAGGACUAUUUCCUGGGCGAGCUGGAGAAAUGUGUGGGUGAUCCAGACAGCUUGGCUCAGCUCUUCAUCAAACAUGAGCGACGACUUCACAUGUAUGUUGUUUACUGUCAGAACAAACCCAAGUCAGAGCACAUCGUCUCUGAGUACAUUGAGACCUACUUUGAGGAUCUCAGGCAGCAGUUGGGUCACAGGCUGCAGCUCAAUGACCUGCUCAUCAAACCUGUUCAGCGGAUCAUGAAGUAUCAGCUGCUGCUGAAGGACUUCUUGAAGUACUACAACAAAGCAGGAAGGGAUGUUGAGGAGCUGCAGAGGGCAGUGGAAGUGAUGUGUUUUGUGCCUAAACGCUGCAAUGAUAUGAUGAAUGUGGGCAGGCUCCAAGGUUUUGAGGGGAAAAUCACAGCUCAGGGGAAGCUGCUCCAGCAGGAUACCUUCUCUGUCAGCGAACAGGAAGGCGGCUUCCUGUCCAGAGCCAAGGAGAGGCGGGUCUUCCUGUUUGAGCAGCUGGUCAUCUUCAGCGAGCCAAUUGAUAAGAAAAAAGGCUUCUCUUUGCCAGGGUACACCUUUAAAAACAGCAUAAAGGUCAGCUGCUUGGGCGUGGAGGAGCACGCUGAGGAAGAUCCAUGCUGCCUAGUCCUGACCUCCCGCGGGACUGACAGCAGCGUGACACGCUUCAUCAUGCAGGCAUCAUCUCCGGAAAUACAGCAGGCUUGGCUCGAUGACGUGGUCCAAAUCUUAGAAACUCAGAGGAACUUCCUAAAUGCCCUUCAGUCUCCAAUAGAGUACCAACGCAGGGAAAGCAAGUCAAACAGCCUGGGCAGGAACAUGAAGUCUCCAACUGGCCUGCGACCUCACUCCUCGGCAUCCAUGGACCGACGUCAGCAGCCCUGUCUGCUGUCUUACAACACCUCCCUGCCCUCACUGCAUCCGCCCCAACACAGCCCGGCCUCAAAAGUGGUUUCUAGCCCUUGUGCUGGGGCGCAUCAAGAGCCUCACCUUCCACUUUCCUCCAAAAAGCAGCCCAGUUUGUGCCCUGAGGUGAGACACGGCCGCGGGACGUCCAAUGGCCUGCCUCCCUGCAGCCAGCAAAGCACGCAGGUGCAUCAGUCUGGCCUUACACAGCAGUAAAACGAGUACUCUUAUUCUUCCUGGUGUGACUGGCAGUGUCCAGUAGAGCGAGCAGUAAUGACCUCCGAUGACACAUGAACUCACUUUCCCCUUCUGGAGUGAGAGUGCCUCGGCCGAGUCUGCGAGCUCUGUCAGCAUCGUUUGUUUCACUCCUGUACAGAAGUCAUCAAGGCCUCAGUGUCUCUGUCUUCAAUAUAUUGUCCUAGAUUUCCUUUUGAAUUUCCUUCAAAUACCACUAUGGUGCAGGCUAAUCUGGAUUUGAUCUUGUAUAAUCAUAUUGGUUUGAUUGUGUUCAUUUGUGUGUGUGUGUGUGUGUGUGCAGACGCCACAUAUACACAUGCCUACAGAUAUUCAUAACAGAGAGGAGAUUAAAUGUGUGAAAAUAAGGAUUUUAAGCACUACAGAGACUGUACUUCAUAUUGUAUAUGUAUAGAUUUCUUACUUUUUCCACUGAAAACUCCUUGAUGGAUAUUUUUGUAAUGCAUAAUAUUUUCAUAAGGGACCAAUUCCACUUUAUUCCCCCAGAGAACUGGGAGCUCAAAUCCCAUACUCUGUGUCCUUAAAUGACUUAAAUGUAUUCUUGAGUCCACCGGGUGACUGCAGAGUCCAGCCUCACAGUGGGAUCUGAAUCUAUAUGAGUUGUGUACAUCUGUGCAUACCCUGCAGAUUUGCAAAUAGCUGUGUUUUCCCUUUGGUGGGCUAUUUUAACCCUGCCAUUGUUAGACUGUUAUCUGAAUGAAACACAUUAGCAAACCCACACAAAGCACACAUCAUUAUCAAGCAGAAAGAAGAAAAAGGGAACAAAGAUAAAUCAGAGGUGCUCAUCUGUAACUGUCAUCUUGAAUGUAAAUAAUCUCAUGUGGGAUCAUAUCAGUGUAACUCUGUGGUAUUGUGAUGUGCUGACACACACACAGAAUUAAAGAGAAAUGCUGUUCAAA